Didymodactylos carnosus is the source of this 611-nucleotide messenger RNA. The record is from the annotation of a GenBank genome assembly. Lineage: Eukaryota; Metazoa; Rotifera; Eurotatoria; Philodinida; Philodinidae.
UUUUAAGGUUAAAAUGUUACAGACUCGUUAUUGUGAAGGUUCUCUCACAUGUGCUCGCAAACUAUUUAAUUUCUGGGGAAAAUGCUUUCUGAAAAUAGAUCUUUAAAAAGCUUAAUCGGCUUUUCGCCGGUAUUUUACCGGUUUUUCACUUGUUUGAGUUAUAAUUCCAAUCGGCCCGUUUGCUGGUCGGACCGAAACAGUUUGUCGUUUCUCAAUCGGUAAACUGGUUCGGUCAACGACCCCUGAUAGACUGUUUCUAUAGUCUCAAACAAGCUUACACUUUUUCGUUUUCUUCUAAUUUAGGAUCAAGAAAUGUCGAAGAAAAUAUGGCUCAAACAUUGCAGCAACCUACAAUGGCUGAAUUAGAUGAGGCUCUUCAGUUUUUGGAUCCGUUAUCCGAUGAUUUAAAUAAUUAUCCGGGAGAAACCGUUUCACCACUCGAAGGUGCAAGGGUCAAUGGCGAAAACGAUACUAUGGGGGAGCGGGAGGCGAUUGCUUUACCCAAACCACCAAGUCAAUUUGCGACGAACUUACCUGAAAAAGGCGUGCAGCGUCAAACGUGGCCUGAAGAAUCUGCUACAAACCAAAACGAAUCAUUAGGUUCGUGUUAG